GAUUAUGUUUUGUAAAUCAAGUAGCAUUUUGGUAAGCAUUUUGUAAAUCACCACAUCUUUCGAUAUACAAAAAAUUGUCUCAAAAUUUGGUAGCAUUUUCUGUAUUUUUAUCGUCACGCUUAAUUUUACGUUUACUUUUACUUCCAAAAAAUUGUCUUGGUCCUCACCUAGUAGUAGAACACAGCGCGCGGAAGUCUUUUGCCAGGAACGUCGUUACCGGAGAAGAAUCAGUUCUAGCUAUGAAGAAGGCAAGAAAAACUAAGGAGGCUGCAAGAUCAUCUAAGAAAAGUAAUGCUAAUGAAAAAAAUGUUCCCGUACAUCCCCCUGCAUCUGUGCUAAAGCGAAAGGCUGCCUCCUCUAAUGAAUCAGAGGUGGUUGAUGAUUCUGUAGAGGAUAAACCAUCUGUGGAUGGUGUUGUAGACAACAUCCAAGCUACGGACAAUACAAAUGUUGGGGCUAUAGUCUUAGUUACAGACGAUACAAAUGUUGGGGCCAACGUCUCAGCUACAGACGAUAUAGAUGUUGGGGUUGAUGCCGAAGCGACAGAGCCUUUUCCAGGAGGGCCAACAGAUACAUCAUUGCUAAAGAGUUUUAAGAGUCAUGUUGCUGCGGCAGUUUGGAAUAAUGAGGAACGUGGUCCGCUAAGGUGCAUGUCCAAGUGGAAUACACUGAAAGAAUGGAAAUGGCAGGACAAGCAAAAUAAUAACACUUUUAGGAAGUACAUUACAGAGUCAUGUUUGUUACCACUGCUGGAGUGUACUUAUCGAAUUGUUGAUAAGAUAGUGGUCUCUGCUUUUGUUGAGCGCUGGCAGCCGGAGACUAAUACCUUUCACCUACCGUUUGGUGAGAUGACCAUUACUUUAGACGACGUUUCAAACCUCAUAGGGGUUCCUAUCACGGGCAAGGCGAUCUCUUUACAAGCAGAUGAUGUCAUGAGUAAUCAUGAACUAUUGGUAGAGUUAUUAGGGGUUAAUGACGAGGAGGCAACCGAGGCUUUGAGCGAGUUCAAUGAAGAAUAUGUGACUCUUUCUUGGUUACGAAAACAUUUUGAAGGUGUGAGUGAUACAGACUCAAUGGAAGCAAAUAAGUGUGCAGCUAGGGCUUACUUGUUGUACUUGUUGGGAUGUACUCUUUUUGUGGACAAAAGCGGGACUAGGGUACAUGUUACUUAUCUAAGACUACUUAGGGAUCUUGAUGCUGUAAGAGGUUAUGCAUGGGGUGCUAGUGCACUAGCUUGGUUAUAUCGUCAGUUAGGGCAAUCAACUAGAUCUAAGGUCAAGCAAAUGAGUGGCUAUAUGACCUUGUUAGAGGCAUGGGUGUACGAACACAUGCAUCUAAUUUGUAGCCCUAAUUAUGACCAAAAUUACUCUGAUAUUGACCCUCGUGCUUGUCGUUGGAAGCCACGAAUGUCUAGUGGAACCACGACAGAUGACUUGCAGAAGAUGAGGAAAAAGUUAGAUUCUUUGACAGCCAACCAGGUCACCUGGGAACCCUACAAAUCUCGUAGACAAGCACAACCGUUUCAUGAGAUAACAUACUUUACUGGGAUGUUAAAAUGCUUCGACGUUGUUGAGCCUUACUGUCCUGAGAGGGUACUUAGGCAGUUUGGACGUGUCCAGACAAUUCCAAAGGCACCGUGUGUCCUUCCUCGAAGCACAAGAGCAACUCAUGCAUCAGUUAACAAGUUAUUAUAUGAAUACAUUGAUGGGAUGUGGGAUGGGUGGCAGAAUCAUGUCUUGCAUCAAAAUAACCGAAGCAGCCCAGUUAGCAUUGCAUCAGAUGUUGUCUCGGGGUACUUGGACUGGUACCACAAAGUAUCUCAUCCUUUUGUUCACAACCCAGCACAUAGUACUUCCUCAUUUGACCCACAAUAUACCUCGCACACGUCAUACUAUCAGGAUCGUGUGCAACGUAUCCUGAACAUCACUAGGCGUAUAGUGGACAUGGGGAAGGAAGUUGCAUUGAGAGAUUUCCCUGAUGAUGUCUACAACGCAGUUGAGAGCAUACAAAAUCUUUUAGAGGGUAGAAGUUCGGAUGGAUGACUAUGCGUAAGAACUCAUCAGAUUUGCUAAGGUUGAUGCAUCCGCUUAUGAAGCAGUAGACUCAGAGGGAAUGUCAGCACUUUGUACAAUAAACCCAAGGAAAAAGAGAGCCUACAAGUUUAAGGGAGGUACUCCAAAGUAAUCACGGAUUGUUUUCCUUUUUAGGGAGGAGGGAGGGUUCAGAACAGAAGACGGGCUCUCCGAUGCAGCUUCGGGGGUCUUCUCAAAGGUCUUGCUAAAGUCAGGAUCCGACAUAGAUUGUUUCUUCUGUGACGGGGGAGUACUCAUUCUGGGCGUACUAACCGGAUUUAGUGAGUUGGUUUCGUCUAAUCCUUCAUCUGACGGACACAAACUUCCGGAAACCUUUGAGGUAUGCAUCGUUGAUUCACUCAUCAGAAGCUUUCUACACUCUGCGCUUGGGAUUGCCAUAACUCUUCUUCGAACGGUAGAUGGUGAGCUUGUGCUUGUGGAGUAACUUUUCUGAGAGUUCCAAAUGCGAACCUGUCGAGAUGAAAUAUACAAGUGAAAACUUGAAUCUAAAACGUUAUAGAAAAUGGCAAAUGCAUUGUGAAAAUUGAUAAAUGUACAAUCUUAUAUAUGAACUGUGACUUUGUCUUGCA
Molecule: messenger RNA, 2662 nt
Organism: Malus domestica (apple)
Lineage: Eukaryota; Viridiplantae; Streptophyta; Magnoliopsida; Rosales; Rosaceae
Source: RefSeq, a predicted model, not a curated record